This is a messenger RNA of Postia placenta MAD-698-R-SB12, 606 nucleotides long. RefSeq lists its product as hypothetical. The transcript is spliced from 2 exons. The record is from RefSeq and is a predicted model, not a curated record. NCBI's taxonomy places the organism in Eukaryota, Fungi, Basidiomycota, Agaricomycetes, Polyporales, Adustoporiaceae. The coding region runs from base 1 to 606 and encodes 201 amino acids.
AUGUCAUCAGUUCCCCAAUACUCGAGUCUAGACAUGACUGACACCUGCCGCUGCAAGACCGAAUGCAACUGCCCUUCGGAUGGCUGUCAAUGCGCGCCGAAGUGUGGUUGUGACUCUGGUUCCCACUGUAAACCCAAGCCGGAUCCCGCAUGUGGCAACCCUCACGACGCUAUCCCUUUCCUUCGCGCCUACAAUCCGAAGUGGACCGAUCAUUUCUACACUACCGAUGCUGCCGAGAUGAAACACGCCGUGGCUGACCUCGGCUUCACGGCCGAGGGCAAUGCCGGCUACGUCUUCAAGACCCAGGUGGGGGCGACGAUCCCGCUCUACCGCCUGUACCAGCCGACGGCCCUAGACCAUUUCUACACGACAUCCGAGUUGGAGAAGGACACGGCCGUCGCCAAGGAUGGCUAUGUUUUCGAGAGCAUCAUAGCCUAUGUGUACGAUUCGCAGAUCUGCGGCAGCAUCCCGCUCUACCGCCUCUAUAACGCUGCCGUCAUCGACCAUUUCUACACCAUAUCGGCGAGCGAGAGGGUGAACGCAGCCAAGUCGGAUGGCUAUACGGAAGAGGGCAUCGCCUGUUACGUGUUGCCAGACAAAGCUUGA